Messenger RNA from Bactrocera neohumeralis, 16002 nucleotides. RefSeq names its product ryanodine receptor (gene RyR). Gene Ontology annotation, molecular function: ryanodine-sensitive calcium-release channel activity; protein binding. Gene Ontology annotation, cellular component: Z disc; smooth endoplasmic reticulum; sarcolemma. Gene Ontology annotation, biological process: intracellular calcium ion homeostasis; calcium ion transmembrane transport. The record is from RefSeq and is a predicted model, not a curated record. NCBI's taxonomy places the organism in Eukaryota, Metazoa, Arthropoda, Insecta, Diptera, Tephritidae.
UGGCGUUUUUCUGAUUUCAUGAAAUUUUUCGUUUCAUCGUUGUGCUGCUGCUCCUAUUUUCAGUCUGAAGAGAAUUAUCGACACGACAAGUGGUGAAUUAUAAUCCCGUUCGACUGUGGUGAAGUGUUGCUUUCAAUUUUGAAAUAGCGCCUCUACGCUUAACUUCAAGCAUUCUGAGAUUUUCUCAAAAAAACAUUAGAGGCUAACAUAAAUAACAUCAUUAUCGAAAGGUGCACUGCAUUUCAUGGUGAAUAGUAAUUUUGACCGAGCACCACAAUGGCUGAAGCCGAAGGAGGUUCCGAGCAGGAUGAUGUUUCAUUUCUGCGAACGGAAGAUAUGGUUUGUCUCUCAUGUACCGCAACUGGUGAACGCGUCUGUUUAGCAGCUGAAGGAUUUGGUAAUCGCCAUUGUUUUUUGGAAAAUAUAGCGGACAAAAAUAUUCCGCCAGACCUAUCCCAAUGCGUUUUCGUAAUUGAGCAGGCACUAUCAGUUCGAGCAUUGCAAGAAUUAGUAACUGCGUCUGGAUCAGAAACUGGAAAAGGAACUGGUUCUGGUCACAGGACAUUGCUUUAUGGUAAUGCUAUACUUUUGCGGCAUCACAAUAGUGAUAUGUACCUAGCAUGCCUUUCCACUUCUUCCUCAAACGAUAAGCUGUCUUUUGACGUUGGAUUGCAAGAACAUAGCCAAGGUGAGGCUUGCUGGUGGACAGUACAUCCUGCAAGUAAACAAAGGUCUGAAGGCGAGAAAGUACGAGUGGGUGAUGAUCUAAUUUUAGUUUCUGUAGCCACCGAACGAUAUUUGCACACCACUAAAGAAAACGAACAGUCAAUUGUUAACGCCAGUUUUCAUGUAACACACUGGUCGGUUCAACCUUAUGGUACUGGUAUAUCACGAGUUAAAUAUGUUGGAUAUGUUUUUGGCGGUGAUGUUUUACGAUUUUUUCAUGGCGGUGAUGAAUGUUUAACUAUACCAAGUACAUGGGGUCGUGAAGCAGGCCAAAACAUUGUUGUGUAUGAGGGUGGCUCAGUAAUGUCGCAAGCUCGUUCGUUAUGGCGUCUCGAAUUGGCACGCACUAAAUGGACCGGUGGCUUUAUUAACUGGUACCAUCCAAUGCGCAUACGUCAUAUUACCACUGGACGAUAUCUUGGUGUGAACGAAAAUAACGAAUUAGUUUUGGUGAAAAAAGAGGAAGCAUCUAUUGCAUCAACGACUUUCUGCUUAAGACAGGAAAAAGACGACGAGAAAAAAGUACUGGAGGACAAAGAUCUAGAAGUUAUCGGUGUACCUAUCAUUAAGUAUGGUGAUACCACUGUUAUUGUGCAACACUGUGAGUCCAGCCUAUGGCUCAGCUACAAAAGCUAUGAAACUAAGAAAAAGGGUGUCGGCAAAGUGGAAGAAAAACAAGCAAUUCUCCAUGAAGAGGGAAAAAUGGAUGAUUGUUUAGAUUUUUCACGAUCUCAAGAAGAGGAAUCCAAAACUGCGCGGGUUAUUCGAAAAUGCAGUAGUCUUUUUACACAAUUCAUCAAUGCUUUGGAAACACUACAAUCUAAUCGACGACAUUCAAUAUUCUUUCAAAAAGUAAACUUAAACGAAAUGGUCAUGUGCCUUGAGGAUUUAAUCAAUUACUUUUCGCAGCCUGAAGAUGACAUGGAACACGAAGAGAAGCAAAAUCGGUUUCGAGCACUUCGAAAUCGGCAGGAUCUCUUUCAGGAAGAAGGCGUUCUAAAUCUAAUAUUAGAAGCUAUUGAUAAAAUUAAUGUAAUCACUUCACAAGGAUUUUUGGCCAGUUUUUUGGCGGGUGAUGAGACUGGUCAAAGUUGGGACCUAAUAUCGACAUAUCUUUAUCAACUAUUGGCAGCAAUAAUUAAAGGAAAUCAUACUAAUUGUGCGCAAUUUGCCAACAGUAACCGCCUAAAUUGGCUAUUUUCACGAUUAGGUUCACAAGCAUCUAGUGAAGGAUCCGGCAUGUUGGAUGUGUUGCACUGUGUUCUUAUUGACUCUCCAGAAGCACUGAACAUGAUGCGCGAUGAACAUAUUAAAGUAAUAAUUUCCUUACUUGAAAAACAUGGGCGAGAUCCCAAAGUUCUUGACGUACUAUGUUCACUGUGCGUAGGCAAUGGAGUGGCGGUUAGAUCAUCCCAAAAUAAUAUAUGCGAUUUUCUGUUGCCUGGAAAAAAUUUAUUAUUGCAAACGCAGCUUGUGGAUCACGUAGCCAGCAUACGUCCGAAUAUAUUUGUUGGUCAAGUAGAUGGAUCUGCGAUGUACCAAAAGUGGUACUUCGAAGUCACUAUGGAUCAUAUUGAACAAACUACUCACAUGAUGCCGCAUUUGAGAAUUGGAUGGGCUAAUACCUCUGGCUAUGUUCCUUACCCAGGUGGUGGUAAAAAGUGGGGAGGAAACGGUGUAGGUGAUGAUCUUUAUUCCUUCGGUUUUGACGGCGCCCAUUUAUGGACGGGUGGUCGUCGAACUUUGGUUGUUAACGACUUACCCCAGGAACCAUAUAUUCGAAAAGGAGAUGUUAUUGGCGUUACUAUAGAUCUUUCAAUACCUAUUAUUACAUUUUCUUUUAACGGUAGCAAGGUUCGCGGUUGCUUCAAGGAUUUUAAUUUGGAUGGGAUGUUCUUCCCUGUAAUGAGUUGUUCUUCAAAGUUGAGUUGCCGCUUUCUUUUUGGUGGAGACCACGGCCGUUUAAAAUUUACCCCACCUCUGGGAUUCUCCCCAUUAGUUCAGUGUUUGAUGCCACAUCAAAAUCUAAGCUUGGAUCCUUGUUUUUACUUUGGAAACUUAAAUAAAAAUGUUUUAGCCGGACCGUGGCUAAUCGAAGAUGACACUGCAUUUGUACCUAACCCUGUUGACACUUCUGGUGUCGCACUUCCUUCCUCUGUGGAUCACAUAAAGGAAAAACUAGCAGAAAACAUCCAUGAAAUGUGGGCACUGAACAAAAUAGAAGCAGGCUGGUCUUGGGGAGAGCACAGAGAUGACUACCAACGAAUACAUCCAUGUCUUACUCAUUUUGAAAAACUACCUUUACCAGAGCGUCGGUACGAUAGUCAAUUGGCGGUGCAAACACUUAAGACCAUAAUAGCUCUUGGAUAUUAUAUUACUAUGGAUAAGCCGCCUGCCCGUAUUCGUCCCAUCCGAUUACCAAAUGAAAUUUUUAUGCAGGCUAAUGGCUACAAACCUGCUCCCUUAGAUCUCAGUGCAGUCACACUUUCUCCAAAAUUGGAGGAAUUAGUAGACCAGUUGGCUGAAAAUACACAUAAUUUAUGGGCUCGCGAGAGAAUCCAACAAGGUUGGACUUAUGGACUCAAUGAAGACUCCGAAAAUCACCGCAGCCCACACUUGGUGCCUUACUCAAAAGUAGAUGAAGCCAUUAAAAAAGCAAAUCGUGAUACCGCUUCUGAAACAGUACGUACUCUCUUGGUUUAUGGAUAUAUGUUAGAUCCACCAACAGGUGAAGGCAAUGAGGGAUUAUUAGCUGAGGCGCAACGAUUAAAAUUUGCUGCUUUUCGCACUUAUCGCGUCGAACGGAAUUAUGCCGUCACAUCUGGAAAAUGGUACUUCGAGUUUGAGGUUCUUACAGCGGGUCCAAUGCGUGUAGGAUGGGCUAGAGCAGACUGUCAUCCAGGGACCAUGUUGGGCAGCGACGACUCCAGUUGGGCUUUUGACGGGCAUAACGAAGAAAAAAUUGCUGGUGGCACCUGUGAAUCUUUUGGUAAACAAUGCGGGCAUGGCGAUAUUGUCGGCGUGUUCUUAGAUCUCGCCGACCACACAAUCAGUUUUUCACUUAACGGAGAACUUCUUAUGGACGCUUUAGGUGGUGAAACAACUUUUGCAGAGGUGUCUGCAGAAGGAGUAGGAUUUGUACCUGCUUGCACCCUGGGUGUGGGACAAAAAGCACGUUUAAUAUAUGGGCAAGAUGUGGACUCGCUGAAGUUUUUUACUACAUGUGGCCUACAGGAGGGCUAUGAGCCGUUUUGCGUUAAUAUGCGUCGCCCAGUAACUCAUUGGUACACCAAAGAUCAACCAAUUUUCGAAAACACUGAAGAAAUGCCUGACUGUCGAAUAGAUGUUACACGUAUCCCAGGAGGGGCAGACACCCCACCACAUUUGAAAAUAUCUCAUAAUACGUUUGAAACAAUGGAAAAGGCAAAUUGGGAAUUUUUACGACUUUCUCUGCCUGUUACUUGCAUGAGUCAAUUUAUAACUGAGUUAGAAAAGACUCGUCGAUGGGAAGAAAUUAAAAUACGGCAGUAUCAAUUACAACGCGAAGCUCAAGAUUUAGCUAUUCAACAACAACAACAAGCUGCUGCUAACGUAGAUCAUAUGUUGAAAGGUGGCUUCACCAUGAGCGACAUUAAAGGUCUUCAUCAAAAUUUUGAUGACGCGGUGGAAUCAGAAGAACAAUUGGCACGCAGUCCCGCAAGACCACCUCGUCGAAGUUCCUUGACACGUAAUAUAACUUUCGAGUCAGACGUGGCGACCGACAUGCGAGGAUCUACUGCGUUUGAUAUGGUAAACGGUAUUAAUGGAUUGAAUGGAAUUGAUGAAGGAAUUGAUGAUAAGAAAAAACGUGGUCGAAGCCCUUUUAAAUUUUUCUCCAAGAAAUCGCGGGACCAAAGUAGAGAUAAAACAGGUAGCACAUUCCAAGAAACAUCACUCGAACGUAGAAAUACUGUUGCACAUGGUCGCAAUGUUGUAAAUGCUCAAUUAUCCACAAAAACACCAACUCUUCGCUUGAAUAAUGCCGAUAUACCGAUUUCUCCAAUUCAACAAGGCCCUAAGCAGCUGACCUCUACUACUUUGGGGCAACCAACUAUAGAAUCAUCUGGCAACGAAUUAUUUGACACUGAGUGUUUGAAGUUAAUAAAUGAAUACUUUUACGGUGUUCGGAUAUUUCCUGGACAAGAUCCAACACAUGUCUAUGUCGGUUGGGUUACAACACAAUAUCAUCUUCACAGUAAGGAGUUUAACAAAUCAAAAGUACGAUGUGGUUCCGUUGUUAUUGAAGACGAAUAUGAAGUUAUUAUAGAUCGUAUUGAUAGACAGAGUUGCUACGUUGUAAGAGCUGAUGAACUUUUUAAUGAAGUAACGCAAGAUUCUUCCGGAAAAGGCGCCUCUCAGGGAAUGUUUAUUGGAUGUUUUGUGGACACCUCGACGGGUAUUAUUCGUUUCACUUGUGAGGGGAAAGAGACUGCUCACCGCUGGAUGAUGGAACCAGACACAAAGCUUUUUCCAGCAAUAUUUGUGGAAGCAACGAGUAAAGAAAUUUUACAGAUUGAAUUGGGGCGUACAUCUACAACUUUACCUCUUUCUGCUGCUGUUCUCCCUACAAGCGAUAAGCAUAUUAAUCCUCAGUCUCCUCCUCGCCUUAAGGUACAGUGUCUCCGGCCUCAUCAAUGGGCACGUGUUCCAAACACUGCUCUGCAAGUGCACGCUCUCAAACUUUCCGAUAUAAGAGGUUGGUCUAUGUUAUGCGAAGAUCCAGUAUCAAUGCUUGCCCUUCACAUACCCGAAGAAGAUCGCUGCAUUGACAUUUUGGAGUUAAUAGAAAUGGACAAAUUAUUAUCAUUUCAUGCUCAUACCCUUACAUUAUAUGCUGCACUUUGUUACCAGUCAAACUAUCGCGCUGCUCAUGCUCUUUGUCAGCACGUUGACCAAAAACAGCUUCUGUACGCAAUAAGGUCGGAAUACAUGAGCGGACCUCUUCGACAAGGAUUUUAUGACCUGUUAAUUGCACUUCACUUGGAGUCACAUGCCACUACAAUGGAAGUAUGUAAGAAUGAAUACAUAAUUCCACUUGGCACUGAGCUAAAAGAAUUAUACAGCGAUGAUGAAAUGUGCCACUCGUUGCGCUCACUUAUAACAGAGUCGGUGCGCCCCCAAAUGCGAAUGACGGAUAUUACACCCCCAGUAUAUAGCCAUACAUCUAGUUUACCAAGUGUUUCCAGUGAACCAAUACCCAACAUCGAUCAACUGUACUCUCCGAAAUUUCCACUUGAAGUAGUAAGAGAGUUUGUAAUGGAGGCAUUGAAAGAAGCAGUUGAAGUCAAUCAAGUUCACAACCGUGAUCCAAUUGGUUGGACUAAUGAGAAUCUAUUCUUACCACUUCUUAAGCUUACUGAUCGAUUAUUAUUAGUUGGCGUUCUUACGGAUGUGGAUGUACAAAAGCUACUCAUUAUGAUUGAUCCUGAAACAUGGGAUAUCACAUUUGAAAAAGACGGCAAAGAUGAACAUCGGAAAGGCCUGUUGACGAUGAAAAUGGCCGAAGGAGCUAAGCUUCAAAUGUGUUACCUCCUUCACCACCUUUACGACAUACAACUGCGGCAUAGGGUUGAAAGUAUCAUAUCAUUUUCUCAUGAUUUUGUUGGUGAUUUGCAAGGCGAUCAGCUCCGGCGAUACAUUGAAAUAAAGCAGUCGGAUCUUCCAAGUGCUGUGGCUGCAAAAAAAACUAAAGAGUUUCGUUGUCCCCCUAGAGAGCAGAUGAAUCAAAUACUGUGCUUUAAAAAUCUUGAGUCUGAUGAUCAAGAAAAUUGUACAUGUGGUUUAGAUUUAAGAAGUCGAUUGUAUGAUUUUCAUGAUAGCCUUAUGAAAAAGGUAUCUCUUAAUGCUCUGCAAGAACCCGAUGAAGUGGAUUGUAAUGCAAUUGAAGAAGUGAAAACGGGACCAAUUACAAAAAUUUAUAAUUUUAUAAAUGCUGUUAAAGAACUAGAGGAAGGGCCUAAAGAAAUUGAGGAACCGGAGAAGAAAACUCCAGAAGAAGUUUUUCGAAAAGUAUUAAUAAAAACUAUUGUCAGUUGGGCUGAAGAAUCGCAAAUAGAAAACCCGAAGCUUGUACGUGAGAUGUUCAGCUUAUUAGUUCGCCAAUAUGAUACUGUGGGUGAAUUGGUUCGAGCUCUGGGUAAAACCUACGUUAUUAAUAACAGAGCUAGAGAGGACGUAGCUGAAAUGUGGGUUGGUUUAAGUCAAAUUCGCGCUUUACUUCCGGUACAAAUGAGUCAAGAAGAGGAGGAGCUUAUGAGAAAACGUCUUUGGAAAUUGGUAAAUAAUGCUACAUUCUUCCAACACCCUGAUCUUAUACGAAUACUAAGAAUUCACGAGAACGUAAUGGCAGUUAUGAUGAAUACAUUAGGAAGACGAGCGCAAGCACAAAGUGAUGCUCCCCCCCAGACGGAAGGGGUAGAAGGCGCACCCCCAAAAGAAAAAGACACAUCUCAUGAAAUGGUGGUUGGAUGUUGUCGCUUCCUUUGUUACUUUUGUCGUACAGGUCGUCAAAAUCAGAAAGCCAUGUUUGACCAUUUUGACUUCUUAUUAGACAACGCAAAUAUCCUACUGGCAAGACCCAGUUUACGUGGUUCAACCCCAUUAGAUGUAGCAUAUUCUAGCUUGAUGGAAAAUACAGAACUGGCUCUAGCACUAAGAGAACAUUAUUUAGAAAAAAUUGCCGUUUAUUUGUCGCGAUGCGGACUGCAAAGCAAUUCAGAAUUAGUUGAAAAAGGCUAUCCAGACUUGGGAUGGGAUCCAGUAGAAGGUGAACGUUACUUAGACUUCCUAAGAUAUUGUGUAUGGGUAAACGGGGAAAGCGUCGAAGAGAACGCAAACCUUGUCAUUCGUCUUCUUAUCCGCCGUCCAGAAUGUUUAGGACCGGCUCUAAGAGGAGAAGGGGAAGGCUUAUUCCGCGCAAUAGUGGAAGCUAACCGCAUGUCAGAGCGUAUUUCUGAUAGAUGCAACAUGCAAAAUGAGGCCGAAGGAACAAUUGCUGGUUUAAAUUUCACACAUCCAUUGCCUGAGGGAGAUGAAGAUGAAGACUAUAUAGAUACUGGUGCAGCGAUUCUUAAUUUUUAUUGUACGCUUGUUGAUCUUCUUGGAAGAUGUGCUCCAGAUGCCUCCGUGAUUGAACAAGGAAAAAAUGAAUCGCUUAGAGCUAGAGCUAUUUUGAGAUCAUUGGUCCCACUGGAAGAUCUUCAAGGGGUUCUCAGUUUAAAAUUCACAUUGACACAAACACCACCAGGAGAAGAGAGACCAAAAUCAGAUAUGCCGUCCGGACUUCUACCAAACAAUAAACAAAGCAUUGUUCUAUUUUUAGAACGAGUAUAUGGUAUAGAAACACAAGAUUUAUUCUACCGAUUAUUGGAAGAUGCAUUUUUACCUGAUUUACGAACAGCCACUAUUCUUGAUAAGAGUGAUGGGUCGGAAAGUGACAUGGCCCUUUCGAUGAAUCGUUACAUUGGUAAUUCUAUACUACCAUUACUUAUAAAACAUUCGAAAUUUUACAAUGAGGCCGAAAAUUAUGCUAGCCUUUUGGACGCAACGUUGCACACUGUAUAUCGACUAUCAAAAAAUCGUAUGCUAACAAAGGGCCAGAGAGAAGCUGUAUCGGAUUUCUUGGUGGCACUUACAUCCCAGAUGCAACCUGCCAUGUUACUGAAACUAUUGCGCAAGUUGACUGUGGAUGUAUCCAAAUUAUCUGAAUAUACUACCGUGGCCUUAAGACUACUCACUCUUCACUUCGAUCGUUGUGCAAAAUAUUACGGUUCAUCUCAAGGUCAAGGGUCAUAUGGGGCAUCGUCUGAUGAAGAAAAACGAUUGACGAUGCUUCUGUUUUCUAAUAUUUUCGAUUCCCUGAGCAAUAUGGAUUAUGACCCGGAGUUAUUUGGAAAAGCAUUACCUUGUUUAAUUGCUAUUGGAUGUGCAUUGCCGCCUGAUUACAGUUUAUCGAAAAAUACUGAUGAAGACUAUUAUGGUCGACAAUCGGGAGCUCCGGAUCAGCCACAAUAUGAUCCCCAACCUAUUGAUACAGAACAAGUACAAUUAAACAAUGAUCUCGAAGCACUGGUGCAGAAAUUUAGUGAACAUUACCAUGAUGCCUGGGCAAGUCGACGUUUAGAAAGUGGAUGGUCCUAUGGCGAGAUACGUUCCGAUAAUGAUCGAAAACAUCCUCGCCUGAAGCCUUACAACAUGUUAAGUGAUUACGAACGUGAACGUUAUCGAGAUCCAGUGAGAGAAUGUCUGAAAGCCCUUGUUUCUAUUGGUUGGCGUAUUGAACAGUCAGAUAUUGAUGUUCCUCUCAAUCAUCGUGGAUCAACUCGUCGUCAAUCCAAACCACAAAUCAACGAUUUUCAGAGUGAAAGCAGUCCGUUCAACUAUAACCCACAUCCAGUAGAUAUGACAAAUCUAACGCUAAGUAGAGAAAUGCAAAAUAUGGCAGAACGUUUGGCUGAGAAUUCUCAUGACAUAUGGGCAAAGAAAAAGAAAGAAGAGCUUAACUCUUGCGGUGGUGUUAUACAUCCUCAACUUGUUCCUUAUGACUUAUUAACAGAUAAAGAAAAACGGAAAGAUCGUGAACGAUCACAAGAAUUUUUGAAGUAUAUGCAAUAUCAAGGCUACAAAUUACACAAGCCAUCUAAAGGAGGAGUUACAGAAGGAGAAGGAGGAGCCACACAAGCAGCAGUGGAACUUCGAUUUUCAUAUUCUCUAUUAGAAAAAUUAAUUCAAUAUUUGGAUCGAGCUACUAUUAAUAUGAAGCUACUUAAGCCAUCGACCACAUUUAGCCGACGCUCAUCAUUCAAAACGGCUUCGCGUGACAUAAAAUUUUUCUCAAAAGUUGUACUUCCAUUAAUGGAAAAAUAUUUUUCUACACACCGUAACUAUUUUGUUGCAAUGGCAACGGCAACAAACAUCACAGGCGCAGCUUCUCUGAAGGAAAAAGAAAUGGUAGCAUCUAUAUUUUGUAAAUUAGCAUCACUUCUUCGUAAUCGCCUUAGCGCCUUUGGACCAGAUGUGCGAAUCACAGUACGGUGUCUUCAAGUAUUAGUGAAGGGCAUAGAUGCUAAAACACUAGUUAAAAAUUGUCCAGAGUUUAUAAGAACAUCAAUGCUAACAUUUUUUAAUCAAACUGCUGAUGAUCUGGGUAAUACGAUUCUUAAUUUACAAGAGGGCAAGUAUAGUCAUCUUCGAGGCACACAUUUAAAAACAUCUACUUCAUUGAGCUAUGUAAAUCAAGUAGUACUACCAGCAUUAACUGCUAUGUUCGACCAUUUAGCUGCUUGCGAUUAUGGCAGUGAUCUUCUAUUAGACGAAAUACAAGUAGCUUCGUACAAAAUAUUAGCGGCAUUGUAUCACCUAGGAACUGAUGGAACGCUCACACAUGAUCGAAAAUAUUUGAGAACCGAAAUAGAGCGGCAUCGGCCCGCACUAGGCUCGUGCUUGGGCGCCUUCAGUUCUUGUUUCCCAGUCGCUUUCUUAGAACCACAUCUUAAUAAGCACAAUCAAUAUUCACUACUUAAUCGCAUUGCAGACCACUCAUUAGAAGCUCAAGAUAUUAUGGUUCGUAUGGAAAGCUGCAUGCCAAAUUUAGAAACAAUUCUGGGAGAAGUCGAUAUCUUUGUUGAAUCAGAAAAAACAUAUAAUGAUGCACCGCAUAUAAUAGACGUUAUUUUACCUUUACUUUGCUCCUAUCUUCCGUUUUGGUGGGCACAGGGUCCGGAUAAUGUUAGCCCCACCAGUGGCAAUCACGUGACUAUGGUAACAGCAGAUCAUAUGAACUCACUUCUUCGUAACGUUUUAAAAAUGAUUAAAAAGAAUAUUGGGAAUGAUAAUGCUCCUUGGAUGACGAGAAUCGCUGCAUACACACAACAAAUAAUUAUUAACACUUCUGAAGAGUUGCUAAAGGAUCCGUUUUUGCCACUCGCCGAGCGUGUGAAAAAACGGACAGAAAAUAUGUUUCAUAAAGAAGAGAGUAUGCGUGGUUUUAUUAAAUCGGCCACUGAUGACACUUCUCAAGUGGAAACUCAGUUACAAGAAGACUGGCAACUUCUUGUUCGGGACAUUUAUUCGUUUUAUCCACUUUUGAUUAAAUAUGUUGAUUUGCAACGUAAUCACUGGCUUAAAGACAAUAUCCCCGAAGCGGAAGAUUUAUAUAAUCAUGUAGCUGAAAUAUUUAACAUAUGGUCAAAGAGUCAAUACUUUCUUAAGGAAGAGCAAAACUUCAUUUCGACCAAUGAAAUUGACAAUAUGGCGCUUAUUAUGCCUACGGCUACCAGACGAUCAGCAAUUACUGAAGGGGCACCCGUAACAGGUGGUAAAGUUAAGAAGAAGAAAAAGAACAGAGAUAAAAAGAGAGACAAAGAUAAAGAAGUACAAGCUAGUCUAAUGGUAGCUUGUCUGAAGCGUUUGCUUCCAGUUGGCUUAAAUUUGUUUGCUGGGAGAGAACAGGAGCUUGUACAGCAUUGCAAAGAUCGCUACUUGAAAAAAAUGCAAGAAUAUGAUGUUAUAGAAUUUGCUCGAAAUCAGUUGACACUUCCUGACAAAUUAGAUCCUUCAGAUGAAAUGUCAUGGCAACACUAUUUGUAUUCAAAGUUGGGAAAAAGAGAGGAACUCGCAGAUGAACAGGCAUUGGAAAAACCUUCAAAUCAAAAUGAUAAAAGCAAGGACAAGACGCAAGAAACUGUUGACCGUAUAGUAGCCAUGGCUAAAGUUCUGUUCGGUUUACAUAUGGCAUCACGUCCUAAGCCAAGAAGCAAACGUUGGAAUUCGAAAAUUACAUUGGCCCGGCGCCAGGCAGUCAUAUCCAGCUUACGCGCUAAACAUCUUUAUCGCAUGAGCAGACAUCGAGCCUGCAACAUUUUUGCCAGAUCGUACUAUGAGCAAUGGCUUCAAGAAGAAAACGUAGGUCAAGAGAUAAUGAUUGAAGACUUGACGCAAACGUUUGAAGAAUCGGAGAAAUCCAAGAAGGAAGAAGAAGAGUCUGAAGGUAAGCCAGAUCCACUUACGCAGCUAGUUACUACUUUCUGUCGUGGAGCGAUGACCGAACGAAGCGGAGCUUUGCAAGAAGAUUUACUCUAUAUGUCAUACGCACAAAUCGCUGCAAAGUCCUGUGGAGAAGAAGAAGAAGAGGGUGGCGAUGAAGAGGGUGGAGGAGAGGGCAAUGAGGAAGGAGCAAGCAUACAUGAACAAGAAAUGGAAAAACAGAAACUUCUCUUCCAUCAAGCGCGGCUCUCAAAUCGUGGCGUUGCGGAAAUGGUGCUGCUUCAUAUAUCCGCUUCAAAAGGUGUGCCCUCUGAAAUGGUUAUGACAACAUUAAAUUUGGGUAUAGCAAUACUCCGUGGUGGUAAUAUAGACAUUCAGAUGGGAAUGUUGAAUCAUCUGAAGGAGAAAAAAGAUGUGGGUUUCUUUACAUCAAUUGCAGGUCUUAUGAAUUCAUGUAGUGUAUUAGAUUUGGAUGCAUUUGAACGCAAUACAAAGGCAGAAGAGUACAUUCCAAGUGCGGGUGCAGGUCUUGGUGUAGGUUCGGAAGGAGCUGCUGGCGAGAAAAACAUGCAUGAUGCUGAGUUUACUUGUGCAUUGUUUCGAUUCAUUCAAUUGACUUGCGAAGGGCACAACCUAGAUUGGCAAAACUAUUUGCGUACGCAGGCAGGCAACACAACUACAGUCAACGUGGUGAUAUGUACUGUUGAUUACUUACUACGUCUACAAGAAUCCAUAAUGGACUUUUAUUGGCACUACUCUAGUAAGGAGAUCAUAGAUCCGGCAGGAAAGGCUAACUUCUUCAAAGCAAUUGGUGUGGCAAGUCAAGUAUUUAACACAUUGACUGAGGUCAUUCAAGGUCCAUGUACAUUAAAUCAACAAGCUUUAGCGCAUUCUCGUUUAUGGGACGCUGUUGGGGGUUUCCUCUUUCUUUUCUCGCAUAUGCAAGAAAAGUUGUCAAAGCAUUCUAGCCAAGUGGACUUAUUGAAAGAGCUACUUAAUUUGCAGAAAGACAUGAUUACUAUGAUGCUUUCUAUGCUCGAAGGAAACGUUGUUAAUGGUACAAUCGGAAAACAAAUGGUGGACACACUGGUCGAGUCGGCUGGCAACGUAGAAUUAAUUCUAAAAUACUUCGAUAUGUUUUUAAAAUUGAAAGAUUUGAUUGAAUCUCCAAGCUUUACGGAAAUUGAUAUUAAAAAUGAGGGCUGGGUGACUCCAAAAGACUUUAGGGAUAAAAUGGAGCAAUCUAAAAAUUACACACCAGAUGAAAUGGACUUUCUUUUGGCAUGCUGUGAACGUAACCACGAAGGCAAAAUUGACUAUGGCGAUUUCGUUGAUCGUUUUCAUGAGCCAUCAAAAGAGAUCGGUUUUAAUUUAGCCGUAUUGUUAACGAAUCUGAGCGAACAUAUGCCGAAUGAGCCUCGUUUAGCCCGAUUCUUAGAGACAGCUGGAUCGGUGUUGAAUUAUUUUGAACCCUUCCUUGGCCGUAUUGAGAUUUUGGGCAGCUCCAAGCGUAUCGAGCGCGUAUAUUUUGAAAUAAAAGACUCAAAUAUUGAACAAUGGGAAAAGCCACAAAUUAAAGAGUCCAAGAGGGCAUUCUUCUAUUCAAUUGUCACCGAAGGUGGAGACAAGGAAAAAUUAGAAGCUUUCGUUAAUUUCUGUGAAGAUGCUAUUUUUGAAAUGACACACGCCUCGGGCUUAAUGGCAACUGACGAUGGUGGUGGUAAUGUUAAACGGGAUACUGCUUACAGUUCCUAUAUGAGCGAAGAAGAGGAAGAACGUGCCGCACGGGAUCCUAUACGACGGACCAUGCAAGCUAUCAAAGACGGUCUUAAGUUCAUAGUGCAUAUCCUAAGUCCAUCAAAUAUAAAACAUCAAAUUGGGGUAAUGCAAACCAAGUCGGUGCCAGAACUUAUUAUUGGAUUCUUCAAAAUGAUAUUUUAUAUGUUUUAUUAUACUGGCUACGGAAAUUUCUGUGUAGUGCGUUACCUUUUCGGAAUACUAAUGAAUCUAAUGCGUGGCCCAGCACCGGAAGAAAUCGAAGCUCCACCAAUGGAGGAGGAAACAUUUGGUAAGAUGUUGCCAGCAUUACCUAUUGAAGAACCUCCGGGACCAGUGCAGGCUUUUGGACUUGAAUUAAACAAAGAAGAAAAUGGUCAGUUCAAAGUAACAGUUCGUGAAUCACCCGGUGGUAGUGGUAACUCUUCAUUAGAAGAAACGGGUGAAUCAAGUCCAGAAGAGGGAGGAACAGCUGCUGAUCAAGCGGUAGAGAAUGAAUCGUAUCAACUUCAAGAACCAAUAUCAAUCGUUGAUUUACUAGGAGGAGAAGCUGCUAAAAAAGCAGCACAAGAACGGCAAGAGGCACAAAAGGCCCAAGAAGCGGCUAUGGCUUCAAUUGAAGCCGAAGCUAAGAAAAAGUCAUCAGCAACUGCUCAAGAAACACCAGCGGUUAAUCAAAUUGACUUUGCUCAGUACGCACAUCGUGCCGUUAGUUUCCUCGCACGUAAUUUUUAUAACCUUAAAUAUGUUGCAUUGGUUUUAGCUUUUAGUAUAAAUUUUAUGUUACUCUUCUAUAAAGUAACAUCUUUUGGUGAUGAUGAAGAGGCUUCAGGUGAUGAUGAACUUAUUCUUGGUUCUGGAUCUGGCGGUAGUCUAACAGCAUCCGGAUUUGCUGGAGGUUCAGGAGAUGGUUCUGGCGAUGGUGCAGGCGACGAAGAAGACUUACCAGAACUAGUACAUGUUGACGAAGAUUUCUUCUAUAUGGCUCACGUCAUACGCAUAGCUGCUUUUUUACAUAGUUUAGUCUCUCUAGCAAUGCUGAUUGCUUACUACCAUUUAAAAGUACCUUUAGCCAUUUUCAAGAGGGAGAAAGAGAUAGCUCGUCGAUUAGAAUUUGAUGGUCUCUUCAUUGCAGACCAACCGGAAGAUGACGAUUUUAAAUCACACUGGGACAAAUUAGUGAUUUCUGCUAAGUCAUUCCCCGUUAACUAUUGGGACAAGUUUGUGAAAAAGAAGGUGAGACAGAAGUACAGCGAAACAUAUGACUUUGAUUCAAUCUCUAAUCUACUUGGAAUGGAGAAAAGCGCUUUCAUGGCGCAGGAGAGUGAGGAAGGUGGAUUGGUGAAGUACGUAAUGAAUAUAGAUUGGCGUUAUCAAGUAUGGAAAGCAGGGGUUACAUUUACCGAUAACGCUUUCCUUUACUCGCUGUGGUAUUUCUCAUUCUCAGUGAUGGGCAACUUCAAUAACUUUUUCUUCGCAGCCCAUUUACUCGAUGUAGCCGUAGGAUUUAAAACACUUCGCACCAUUUUACAAUCGGUCACUCAUAACGGAAAACAACUUGUUCUCACUGUAAUGCUACUAACAAUAGUAGUAUACAUUUAUACAGUAAUUGCGUUCAAUUUUUUCCGCAAAUUUUACAUACAAGAAGAAGAUGAAGAGGUAGAUAAAAAAUGUCAUGACAUGUUGACUUGUUUCGUAUUCCACUUAUAUAAAGGAGUGCGGGCAGGAGGAGGAAUCGGUGAUGAAAUUGGAGAUCCCGACGGAGAUGACUACGAAGUUUAUCGUAUUAUUUUUGACAUCACAUUCUUCUUUUUCGUUAUUAUUAUACUUCUAGCCAUUAUUCAAGGUUUGAUUAUAGAUGCUUUUGGUGAGUUACGUGACCAACUUGAAUCGGUUAAAGAAAAUAUGGAAUCAAAUUGUUUUAUAUGUGGCAUGGGAAAAGAUUUCUUUGACAUAGUUCCUCACGGUUUUGAUACUCACGUGCAAAAGGAGCAUAAUCUUGCAAAUUACAUGUUCUUCUUAAUGCAUCUAAUCAAUAAGCCGGAUACAGAAUACACUGGUCAGGAGACUUAUGUAUGGAAUAUGUAUCAACAGAGGAGUUGGGACUUCUUCCCAGUAGGUGAUUGCUUCCGUAAACAAUAUGAAGACGAGCUAUCAGGAGGUGGUGGAAGUAGUUAAACAAAACAUUUAUUCACAUGUUACAUCGUUGAGAAUAUUUUAGAAAGCACUGAUCUUUCAAUCAUAAAUAAAAUAUUACGAUUUAUUCUUUGUAAAUAAUUACUCUUUAUUGAAUGAUAAUAUUAUAUUGGAAUUAUAUUUACAAAGUAUAUCUAAAGUUGAAAAAAAUAAUAAUUUUUAAUAUCGAGCGUAAUAUUUCAUUGGUUUCCAAUCAGAUUUAGGGAAAUGAAAAGAUCUGUAUAACUACACGAAUUUGAUAUCAAAUAAAAUAUGCACUGAGCUUAAAAAAAUUAGAUCAAA